AUGGCGAUCCGAGCGACUAUCCCUCUCCUCUUCCUUCUCGCGUCCGGUCUCCUCUUUGCCGGUGCCGUUGGGACCUCCAGGGAGGAGGAGAGCAGGCGCGGCGAGCACUCGCUGCGCGAGUGCCAGCAGCGGUGCGAGAGGGACCGCCCGAGCUACCAGCGCGCCCAGUGCGUGCAGGAGUGCAGGGACCAGCAGCAGCAAUGGGAGCACGAGCAGAGCCAUGGCCACGGCCAUCGCGGCGACCGUGAGCAUGAGCGUGAGCAGGAGCAGGGUCGCGGCGAUCGUGAGCAGGAGCAAGAGCAAGGUCGCGGCCGUCGCGGCGACCGUGAGCACGAGCAGAGCCAUGGCCACGGCCGUCGCGGCGAUCGUGAGCAUGAGCGUGAGCAGGAGCAGGGUCGCGGCCGUCGCGGCGAUCGUGAGCAGGAGCAGGAGCAAGGUCGCGGCCGUCGCGGCGACCGUGAGCAGGAGCACGAACAAGAUCGCGGCCGUCGCGGCGACCGUGAGCAGGAGCAGGAGCAAGGUCGCGGCCGUCGCGGCGACCGUCAGCGUGAGGGGCAGCAGGAGCAGGACAGCCGCCGGCCGUACGUGUUCGGCCCGCGCAGCUUCCGGAGCAUCGUGCGGAGCGACCAGGGCUUCAUCGAGGCCCUUCGCCCGUUCAACGAGGAGUCCAGGCUCCUCCGCGGCAUCAAGAACUACCGCGUCGCGAUCAUGGAGGUCAACCCACGCUCCUUCGUCGAGCCGGGGUACACUGACGCCGACGGCAUCGGCUACGUCGCUCAAGGCGAGGGGGUGCUGACGGUGAUCGAGAACGGCGAGAAGAGGUCCUACACCGUCCGUCAGGGCGAUGUCGUCGCGGCGCCGGCCGGGUCGAUCAUGCACCUGGCCAACACAGACGGCCGGAGGAAGCUGAUCAUCGUCAAGAUUCUCAACACCAUCUCCGUGCCCGGCCAGUUCCAGUAUUUCUUGGGCGAGUCGCUCGUGUCAAGCUUGAGCAAACGCGUCCAAAGAGCUGCUUUCAAGAGUUCGGAUGAGCGGCUGGAGAAGCUGUUCGGGAGGCAGGGCCGGAAGAAGCAGGGGUUCAUCGUCCGCGCCUCCCCGGAGCAGGUCCGGGAGCUCCGCCGCCACGCAUCCGAGGGCGGCCAGAGCCACCACUGGCCGUUCGGCGGCGACUCGCGCAGCACCUACAACCUCCUGGAGCAGAGGCCCACCAUCGCCAACCGCCAUGGCCGCCUCUACGAGGUCGACGCCCGCAGCUUCCGCGCCCUCGGCGACCAGGACGUCCGCGUCUCCUUUGCCAACAUCACCACUGGCUCCAUGACCGCUCCGUACUACAACACGCAGUCCGUCAAGAUCUCCGUGGUGCUGGAAGGCGAGGGCGAGGUGGAGAUCGUGUGCCCGCACCUGUCGCAAGACAGUGAGCGCCACCAACAAGGCCAGAGCGAGCGGGAGCAUCAGCAGAGAGGACAUGGCAGCGAGUCGGAGUCUGAGUCGGAGCAGCAGCAGCAGGAGAAGUACCAGACGAUCCGCGCGCGCGUGUCCCGCGGCUCGGCGUUAGUGGUGCCUCCCGGCCACCCCGCCGUUGCAAUCUCUUCGUCCCGCGGCAGCAACAACCUCCAGAUCGUGUGCUUCGAGAUCAACGCCCAGAAGAACGAGAGAGUGUGGCUCGCCGGGAAGAACAACGUGCUGGGGAAGCUGGACAGGCCUGCCAAGGAGCUGACGUUCGGCGCGCCCGCGAGGGAGGUUGACGAGGUGCUCGAGGCCCAGCAGGAGGAGGGCUUCUUCGCCGGACCAGAGCAGCAGCAGGGGCAUGGGGAGGAGGAAUGGCGCCACCGUGGUCGUGGGGAGGAGGCGGUGGAGAGUUUCCUGAGGAUGGCGACCGGUGCUUUCUGA
Lolium rigidum is the source of this 1890-nucleotide messenger RNA. RefSeq names its product 63 kDa globulin-like protein. The record is from RefSeq and is a predicted model, not a curated record. NCBI's taxonomy places the organism in Eukaryota, Viridiplantae, Streptophyta, Magnoliopsida, Poales, Poaceae. Bases 1 to 1890 code for a protein of 629 amino acids. The transcript is spliced from 5 exons.